Molecule: messenger RNA, 4755 nt
Organism: Ailuropoda melanoleuca (giant panda)
Lineage: Eukaryota; Metazoa; Chordata; Mammalia; Carnivora; Ursidae
Gene: NLN
Product: neurolysin
Exons: 13
Coding region: 167-2281 (704 amino acids)
Biological process (GO): peptide metabolic process; proteolysis
Cellular component (GO): mitochondrial intermembrane space
Molecular function (GO): metalloendopeptidase activity
Source: RefSeq, a predicted model, not a curated record
GCUGCCGCACGUGGGAGGGCGCGGACAGGGCUGGCCGCCGCCACAGCUGUUGCCGCCACAGCUGUUGCCUCCUCCGCUAGGCCGCCUCUCGGCUCCCCGGUGCCCAGCCUCCUCAACCCCAAACCAGAGGACAACGCGCCCGCCGCCGCCGACUCUCGGCCCUCCCAUGAUCGCCCAGUGCCUUUCGGCUGUGCGAGGCCUCCACAGAGUUGGUGGUUCCCGGAUUUUAUUCAGAAUGACUUUAGGAAGAGAAGUGAUGUCUCCUCAUCAGGCAAUGUCUUCCUAUACUGUGGCUGGCAGAAAUGUUUUAAGAUGGGAUCUUUCACCAGAGCAAAUUAAAACAAGAACUGAGGAGCUCAUUGUGCAGACCAAACAGGUGUACGAUGCUAUUGGAAUGCUUGACAUUGAGGAAGUAACUUACGAGAACUGUUUGCAGGCGCUGGCAGAUGUAGAAGUGAAGUAUAUAGUGGAGCGAACCAUGCUAGACUUUCCCCAGCACGUCUCCUCUGACAAAGAAGUACGGGCAGCAAGUACAGAAGCAGACAAAAGACUUUCUCGUUUUGAUAUUGAGAUGAGCAUGAGAGAAGAUAUAUUUCUGAGAAUUGUACAUUUACAGGAAACAUGUGAUCUGAGUAAGAUAAAACCUGAAGCCAGAAGAUACUUGGAAAAGUCCAUUAAAAUGGGGAAAAGGAAUGGGCUACAUCUUCCAGAACAAAUACAAAAUGAAAUCAAAGCAAUGAAGAAAAGAAUGAGUGAGCUAUGUAUUGACUUCAACAAAAACCUCAAUGAGGAUGAUACCUUCCUUGUAUUUUCCAAGGCUGAACUCGGUGCUCUUCCUGAUGAUUUCAUUGACAGUUUAGAAAAGACAGAUGAUGACAAGUAUAAAAUUACCUUAAAAUAUCCACACUAUUUUCCUGUCAUGAAGAAAUGCUGUAUCCCUGAAACUAGAAGGAAGAUGGAAAUGGCUUUUAAUACAAGGUGCAAAGAGGAAAACACCGUAAUUCUGCAGCAGCUACUCCCACUGCGGGCCAAAGUAGCCAGCCUCCUCGGCUAUAGCACGCAUGCUGACUUUGUCCUUGAAAUGAACACUGCAAAGAGUACAAGCCAUGUAACAGCCUUUCUAGAUGAUUUAAGCCAGAAAUUAAGACCGUUGGGUGAGGCAGAGCGAGAGUUUAUUUUGAAUUUGAAGAAAAAGGAAUGUGAAGAGAAAGGUUUUGACUAUGAUGGGAAGAUCAAUGCCUGGGAUCUACAUUACUACAUGACGCAGACAGAAGAACUCAAGUACUCCAUAGACCAAGAGAUCCUCAAGGAGUACUUCCCAAUUGAAGUGGUCACUGAAGGCUUGCUGAACAUCUACCAGGAGUUGUUGGGGCUUACAUUUGAGCAAGUGGCAGAUGCUCAUGUAUGGAAUAAAAGUGUGACACUUUACACUGUGAAGGAUAAAGCCACAGGGGAAGUUUUGGGACAGUUCUACUUGGACCUCUAUCCAAGGGAAGGAAAGUACAACCACGCAGCCUGCUUUGGUCUCCAGCCUGGCUGCCUCCUCCCUGAUGGAAGCCGCAUGAUGUCCGUGGCUGCCCUUGUGGUGAACUUCUCGCAGCCAACAGCAGGCCGUCCCUCUCUCCUGAGGCACGAUGAAGUGCGGACUUACUUUCAUGAAUUUGGUCAUGUCAUGCAUCAGAUUUGUGCACAGACUGAUUUUGCACGAUUUAGUGGAACAAAUGUGGAAACGGAUUUUGUAGAGGUGCCAUCACAAAUGCUUGAGAAUUGGGUAUGGGACAUGGAUUCCCUCCGAAGACUGUCAAAACAUUAUAAAGAUGGAAGCCCUAUUAUGGAUGAUCUGCUUGAAAAACUUGUUGCUUCCAGACUGGUCAACACAGGUCUUCUGACCUUACGCCAGAUUGUUCUGAGCAAAGUCGAUCAGUCUCUCCAUACGAACGCAUCGCUGGACGCUGCAAGUGAAUAUGCCAAAUACUGCACAGAGGUAUUAGGCGUUGCAGCUACUCCGGGCACAAAUAUGCCGGCCACUUUUGGACAUUUGGCAGGGGGAUAUGAUGGCCAAUAUUAUGGAUAUCUUUGGAGUGAAGUAUUUUCCAUGGACAUGUUUUACAGCUGUUUUAAAAAAGAAGGGAUAAUGAAUCCAGAGGUUGGAAUGAAAUACAGAAACCUAAUCCUGAAACCUGGGGGAUCUCUGGACGGCAUGGACAUGCUCCAGAAUUUCUUGAAACGUGAGCCAAACCAGAAAGCGUUCCUAAUGAGUAGAGGCCUGCAUGCUCCUUAAACUGGGGAUCUUUGGUAGCAGUCCAUGUCUGGAGGAGAAGUUGACAUCACUAUGUGUUACUGGCCUGGAAACUGAAAGGAGUUUUGCAAAGGAAAGUUUAGAUUUCUAUUGACUGCCUUUUGUUUAUCGCUUUGAAAAAUUUUGCAGAUGUAAAUGGAAUUAUAAAUACCAAACCCUAAGAAAACACCCAUUAGAAAAUACUUGUACUAUAAAAUUUCAUAAAAAUGGAUUUGAUUUCUUUUUAUAAAAGUUUUGUAUAAAUUUAAUUUGAUUUUUUACUAUUGUAAUCUAGAUAAUAUAAUGUAAGAGGGCUAAGAAUUUUUAAAUUGAAUCAUAUACAUUGUAUAAUUUGAUCCUUCUUAUAUCUUAAAGUUUUGUACUUGAGAUUUCUGGACUGAUAAAUGAAUCAUCACAUUCCUCUGGCAAAUAUUUUCUUAGAGCCCUGCAUCACCUUUGACCCCCUGUCUCACGGUAAAGUGUGACCUUUUUGCCCACAUACCUCAGGGCCAGGAGAAUAUGCCCCAAUAAUGCAUUUAUCUUUAUAUUUCAGGCCUUAUGAUUGCCACCUUUCUGCCACACUUAAAUUAUGUUCCUCCAUUGGGGUUUAUCUUUUCUAAAAUCCUGUCAGAGAAUACCAAAAAAAGUAUGAGUUUUAACUGAACUGGCCUAAUGUAUAUUGUUUUUGUGUCUUGUGUUAGAUGCUUUUCGAUCUUGUAUUACAGGUUCUUUUCCACCUCAGCAUAUAAGAUUGUCAGUCCUUUGGCAUAUUUGCCAGUUAGAGCACUAAAGCAAGUCCAAGGAUACGUUUCUCUUCUCAUGUUCUGAUAAGUGGUUGGGACUUUGCCUCCUUUACUGCCAUCUCAUCCGCAGUGGCAGAUAAACAUGUCACAAAUGGCAGUGUAGUGAAGAGAGCUAAAGCUGACGUGGGACAGAAAGAGUUGAGAAACUCCAGAAGAGGAGUGGGUUCUGGACAGAGGUGUUUGAGGACAGCUGCUCCAGAGUGUUAUGUGUUCUUAAACAGCCACAGGGAGGAGGCUCUUCGCAGCCUAUCUUGUCUGGUGAUUUUUAUUUUAAGUGAACCUUUGGGUCUCUCUUUAACUUUCUUUUUUAUGAGUCUAAAUUCUACUUCUACAGCAGACCAGUAAACUCCCAGUACUUACUUUUCCCUAGGAGUCUACUCAAUAAGGAAACCAAAAUAGGAUAAUAAAAAAAAUUUUUUGAUUAAAAAAUCCAAACUUUGAAUGUACUCUGAUAGAUCUUCCAGUUGUUUUCCACUGUGUAUCUGAGGUAUGACUUUGCCGAUGAGAUACAAAAUUAGACAAAUGGACUUUGUGCUAAAUAAAAACAUAUAUACAUAUAUUUAUUAUUCUUCAUAAUAAAAUUAAUUAUAGACAGUGGGAAAAAUUAAGACCUCUAACAACACAGAAGAAAAUUCUAAGAUGAUUAUUGCCAAGCACAUGCAUUAAACAUGCACAUGAAAUCCUGCCCUCCCUCUGAGACAACUGCCUGGCCCUUCUCUACCCCCCCCCCAAGUAGUUUUUCUAGCCUGUGGUAUUUUUCUCAUAUCUUUUGUUUUUUCCCCCAGACUGUUCUGUUUUCCAGUUUCAGACAAAAACUCCCUUCAGCUUUUUCUAUUGCCUUUCUGUGUGUCUCCUUAACAGUAACUUUAUCAUUUUAAAUCUUAACUUAUUUCACAUGAAAAAACUAAUACUUGGUGUGAAAAAGGCUGCACACAAUAAAGUUGCAUUAUUAUCCAUGACAAUGAGCUCACAUUUCUUUCAUACUUCAGUGUUAAAACUGAAAUCCAUAAGAAAACAAAAGCGCUAUGAUGUUCUUUUUAUUUAAGGUCCACAUCUGAUAUUUAAAAUCUUCCAAAGCAUAGCAAUAAAUUCAAAUACUUGUUCUUUGGCAUAAUUCAAAACUAAGGACUUAUUUUUUAAAGCCUUUUUGAAUGUAGCCAUUCAUCUAUUUUUCUUUUCUUUUUCUUCAGAUCAGAGCAUACAGUGUUGAUAAGGCAUUCUGAAUCGUGGAUAAACUAUAAAAAUUUUCACUGGCCAACUUGCAUUUGAGAUUUGUGAACUGAACAAUGUAUAAUAAAGUCUUUCUUGAUUAUUGAUCCAGGAGAUUUAGGUUUGUUUGGGGUUACUACAGAAAAGAGAAAGAAAAGGCAUGAUGUUGUACCACCCAAUAGAGACUUUUUUCCCUUCAGAAGGAAUACUGCAUGUUACCUAGAUGAAUAACUAAAAAUUAUCUUGAGGAGCUAUCACCUGAGCUAUUUACAUGAAAAUCUUGCUUUUCUAAAGUUAAUAGGAUGAAAGGUAAAUAAUCUGCAGCUCUGUAGAAUUGAGAACUGUAUUGUGUAAGAAGGCAAAAUAGAGAAAAUAUUCUUUAAAAAAAUUUUAAUUGAUAUGAUUUUGUACUUGUACCUUCCUUAACUAGUAGGGAAUGACUUAACUUUCUACUUUCUCAUUUUG